Messenger RNA from Blastomyces gilchristii SLH14081, 6091 nucleotides. Its product is annotated as TBC domain-containing protein. The coding region runs from base 1565 to 4957 and encodes 1130 amino acids. The record is from RefSeq and is a predicted model, not a curated record. Lineage: Eukaryota; Fungi; Ascomycota; Eurotiomycetes; Onygenales; Ajellomycetaceae. The transcript has a single exon.
GUUGAACUCGAUUAGUUUAUCCUCUUCUUGAUUUGUCGACGGUCUGCCAGUUGUUAACCAGACUUUGUCUCAUCCGAUGCCCAAUGCUCCCUCUAAUUCUCUAAUAGGAUAUGAUUGAAGUCAGACGAGGUUUAUCCAGUUAUCACAAAUGCACGACAAGCUGUUGGAAUCAGCUGGCUACGUAAUGGUCUAUACACAGAUCCAGAAGAAUGGGAUCGCUCGGUCCAGCCGUGAUACCCUGGUGUUACCACUCUCAUUACUGCAUUCAAGUGCAGGGAUUUGAAGUCCCAAACAACGCGCCCAACGCCCCAGUGAGUUUUCCUGUGCUUCUCUUACAAUAUUGGGAUAGAUAGGUAUAGCAAUAGCAUGUAGUCAAAGUCAACGCGCUCUGGACAGACAGAUAUACACCACUUCCUGGUUCGUUGGACGAAGUGUGUCAAGUAAGGGGCAGCACUCAGCACCCCGCCACUUCUGAGCAAAUUGGAUGAGGGAGGCCACGGUUUUCGUAGCAACAAGGGGAGUUGUUUCAAGCCAGAGCCACUUUGCCUAUCAUGGUCCUUCGGGCACCUUCAAUCUGCGGACAGGUUGGGUUGGAGCCUGGAAACUGGCCACUAGGGUUUCGCGGCUGGGGUGGCGAUAUGAUGCGUGAAGCUUCCUGUGUCAACAAAUGUCAUGGAUGGCCAUGUGAAGGACCUAGAUUUGUAUGCGAUUGUCUGAUGUGUAUUUGACAAAGAGGCUUGAUGAUGCAGCACCAAAAAAGGUCAGAGUUUUUCCCCUAAUGCGUAACAUCACAUGACCUGCCAACGCAUCCAUCCAUCAAGGGUGAAAAUAAUGCCGUAACUAUUUGGACACGGGAAAUAGAUAAUCCAGAGUCUAGACCAAACAAGGAAGGCGGCUGAACCUUUUUUUGGCAACAAGCAAGUCACCGGACUUGCAUCAUCGCUGACUUAGACUACUCCGUACACUAACACCUACACUUACACUACACUUACACUACACUACAACUACACUACACUACUUGCUUCUUCUUAGAUUAUUUCAUCAUCACCAACAUCUGGCUGAGAUUUGUUGUUCAUGAUUCACCCUGUCUGCUAGACGCCAAUCCCAGGUUUCUUGUCAACAUUCCUGUCUGAUUCACUCUAUAAUAAGACAUUUAUCUCUUCCCUGCCCUUUCUUCCUUUCUUUCUUCCUUCCUCCCUUUCCUCCCUUUCUUCCCCUUCUCCUCCUUCUCCCCUUCUUCUCCAUUUGUCCCCCCCCCCCUCUCGUUUGGCGUGUCCCGCUGCUGGAAAGAUUCACGUUGACUCCAAGUGGCUGGCCUGGCCGCCUGUGCGUUGUCCUUCGCUGCCCGUAAACUACGAGCCGGGUUUUGUAUUAAAGUGGGAAUACGGGAAGAGAAAUGGUCAAUGUAGUUAGAAGACAUAAUUGGAGACGCCAAAACAGCAGGUGCACUUAUCCCAACGAUUCGGACCAUACCAUACAUUGUCAACACUAAGCCGACGGAGUUGAUCUUGAUGAAGACGUACGCCAGUCUUCUGUCGCCAGUUGCUCUGACAGCACCUUAGCCAUGGCUGACGCUCUUGAUCCCCAUGCCAAUUCCAAACGACGCUCCUCUUCCCAGACAUCCGUGUCUUCUAGACGAAGCCAUAGAAACAAGCAAACCCGAGCAAAAGCCGUCAAGCGACUCUCUACCUCCUCCUCCACCAAUACUCCCACCGACCUGACGUCGUUUCCUUCCCUCUCUCCUGACAUCUCACCAGAGGGUUUCCGGGGUGAGCCUGCUUUAAAUCAUGCUUUGAGUCAGGCGUUAUUGGAAGAGGAUAACACUCGCCAAAACGGCGAGAGAGGUCGUAAAGCAACACUUGAAGGCUUAACAACAUCGUUACCGCAGAUAUCUGGCCGUACUGCCCUGUUUAGUGACUCAGUCGCAUCUCGGGAUGUUCCGGGCUCACUCCAUCUUGCCAAUGACGACCAUAUCGAGCGCAUAAUUGCAAGGACUGGAGCGGUAAAAUUGGUCCGGCAGUUCGCCAGGGAUCUGGCACUUCGCGAUGCUGAAAUUUCAUCAAUCCGGCUACGCGCAGACGAGAGAGAGAAGGAAUUGAAGAAAAUGCUUCGAGAAGCGCAAAUAUCGAACCAGGCAAUCGAACACAGACUCUACAUUCUGGAAAACCCCGUUGUUAAAUCGAUAGAUGACAGUACAGAGAAUCUCGGCCCGUUAAGUGGAGUGAGAAAGGUGUCUCCCACAAUCGAUGAUAUGAUGAGCCAGGCUAUGAGUGAUGAUGUAGGAGCUCAGGUGAUGAACUCGUUACCCGAAGAGUACGACAAAGGGGACGGGGAUUUGCGCGACACAAUCCGUCCUACUCGAAAAUACAGCAAUCCUCGAUCCAGAAGCUCUAGUGCAGGGUCCACAACUAAAAAAAGAUCUUCUACUACUUUAGGUCGCGCCUGGCAGGGGUAUAUCUGGGGAAGUGCUACGGUUAGUCGGAAGACGAGCAAGGCGAGUAGCAUGAUGAGUGACUUGAAUGAGCAGGAUAGUGGUGAUGAUUUCCUGCAAAUGUCGGACCCAUCUGGAAAUCGUCGGAAGCCCUUAGACGAGCAUCUAUUUCAACCCCUGGAGGCGAUUCCACCUACAUUCGGCGCGGACGGCAAGGGCUCGACAAAAAUAAAAAACGGAGAUGCUGCGAGUGUCAAUUCUCGUCGUUCUUCGAGAUCCUUCGCAUCAUGGACCGUCAAAUUGUUUGCUGGGAAUCCCCAGGCUGGGAAGGAAGAUACUAACUCCCCAAGUGUCAAAAGCCGUCAUUCUUCCACUACGCCGAACUCGAGGGUCAGACAAACAUCGGCUAACGAGUCGACAAAACCUAGUGCAUCUGCAGUUCCUGCCCUGAAGCGUCUAAAUGGCACGGUCAGUGGGCAGACAGGAUCUACAAAGCCCUCCACCACAUCUAGUGUUCGAGGCUCUAGAACCAGCCUCUCUGGAGCUCGCCGGGAUGGCUUUUCUAGCUCUAGACAAGUCGGAACACCUGAGUCUAGGCCAACGGAUGAGAAUCCGACUACCCUGGGUCCUGUGGAGAUGGAUCCUAUAUUACCUAUGGAAUCUCGCCCACCAACACUCACACACAUAUAUAGAAAUUACCAACCGGGGGAGCUACUCACAGACCGAUUUGGUUUCAUCCAUGACCAAAGGAGGAAGAAGCGGCAGAGGGGAGCAGAUGCUUCCAACAGUGAUCCAUCCAGAAUAAGUACCACGGAAACAAUCAGUAGGAUCCGGAGCGAUCCAGAUCUGAACACAGGUCUUAACGCGGGCGACGCAGGGUCUCCCUCGGAUGCAACACCAAUUGAUACUGAAAACGGAAACAUUUCCACACGAAGAUGGCAAGAUUAUUUGAAAAUUGCUACUAAGCCAACUGAGCUUCUCUCCGACACUCCAGAAGCAGGUGCUAUUGUCGCAGUAUCCAAUGCUGCCGAACAGAAGCCACGCUCACCAUCUGUUGCUGUUCAAAAAGGAGGAUCAAUAUCUGUUGUCAAUUCCACACCACACGCAGCCGCACUUACGUCGCAGGUCGUGUCAAGCAAUGCAGAGUUUGCAGGGUCCGGAACGGAGGCAUUUGACUCUCUCGUUCCAGCGUCGGAACAGGAACCCGUUAAGCUCCUUUUGGAACGGCUAACUGAGCUUCACGAUUCCUUGCAACGGGACCGUACGGUAAAGUGGAAUGAAUUUUUGCGGAAAGUUCGUGCAGAGCGCCGAAAAGAGGGCGAAGCCUCUGAUCGACCCAGCGUAUCCCUUGCUAUGCCUGAAGUGUCGCUUGCAGUCGGAGAGGUUGUAGGAAUUACAGGCCUUGGUACCAAGGGUAAAGUCGGGCGUGCCAAAUGGCGCGAGUUUAGAGGUCUUGUUAUUGGAGGCAUUCCUGUCGCGUACCGAGCGAAAAUUUGGUCCGAAUGCAGUGGCGCCUCUGCAAUGCGAGUACCCGGGUAUUAUGAUGACCUUGUGAAGGGCAGCACGAGCUUAGACACAGAUCCAUCCGUCGUUUCCCAGAUAGAAAUGGAUAUUCAUCGAACACUGACUGAUAACGUCUUCUUUCGCAAGGGUCCUGGUGUUGAGAAACUGAACGAAGUCCUUUUGGCUUAUUCUCGCCGCAACCCCGACGUUGGCUAUUGUCAGGGUAUGAAUUUAAUUACCGGAUCGCUACUUUUGAUUAUGCCUACCGCUGAGGAUGCUUUUUGGAUUCUUGCAUCACUCAUCGAAAAUAUCCUUCCCGCCCACUACUACGAUCAUGGUCUACUCGCGUCGCGCGCUGAUCAGCAAAUUCUCCGACAAUACGUAGCUGAGAUCUUGCCUAAAUUAUCGGCACACCUUGACGAGCUAGGCAUCGAACUUGAAGCUCUGACCUUCCAAUGGUUUUUGUCUGCUUUCACUGACUGCCUCUCGGCGGAAGCUUUAUUCCGGGUUUGGGAUGUCGUUUUCUGUCUCAAUACCCCUACCGCAUCGGCUACUACUGCAGCCUUGACUCCCCAGGCCCAGUCCAACGCUCAAUCGCAGAGAGACAAUGCCGAGGGAGGCACCGUUUCGACCGGCUUAAUUUCCCAUACUAUCAACUCUCUAACAGGAUCUGCGCCAAAUUCGGAUGGUGACCCAUUAGCCACCAGUGGCGGUGGUGGGAGCACUUUCUUCUUCCAGGUUGCUGUGGCACUACUCAAACUUAAUGAACAGCAGCUUCUUACAACGUGCCCAACGCCCGCGGCUGUGUAUACGUACAUCAAUCAUCAGAUGACUAACCACGCAAUUAGCAUCGACGGACUCAUCCAAGCUAGCGAAGCGUUGAGAAAUGUGAUUAAGCAUGAAGACGUGUGUGCGAGGCGUCUUGUUGCCUUGAGAGAUAUGAAGGCGGAUAUGAGUGGUGGUGGAUAUGCCGGGAGCGUAAAAGCCGACGUUUCGAUUGGAGCCGCUGAUUCCCAGAAGUAGCACAGAACUUCUACAUAACCUUUUUUCCUUUUUUUUCCCUUUCCAUUUGCUUAUUUUGUUUUUAAUAUUUCUUUUCGUGGGUACGACGAGACCACCGUAUGGAAGACAGAAGAGCUUAUUAUUUCACGCCAGAUAUAUGGGAGGCGGAGAAUAGCAUCGCAUAGCAUAUGGCAUGCGAUUUGCGCGACAUUUUCUUCAACGUCUCCUCUUUAUCACUUGCUCCUCAAUACUAUAACACAUGGAUACAAUGCUCCUUUCCCUUUAUCUCUCUGUUAUCUCGUCCCUCUCUCUUUCACUUUUCUUUGUUUCUUUCUAUCUAUCAUAGCGUUGAGAUACCCACUCCUUUAUCAUAACAUUUUCCUAGUUUUCUAAAUAUUGAAUUUUCUGCCCUAGAUCUCGUUUCCUCUCCUUAUCUCUCAAUUUUAUCAUUCUGUCAUUCCACUUUAUUUUCAUGUUCAUUUUAUUAUUUUACUAUUAUUGCUAUUUCUUUCCGUCUGAUAUAAAUUAUCAUGAAUUGGAUUGGCGAUAUUAGGUUUUUCUAGAUCGUCAUAUCCACCCCCCCUCCUUUCCUGCACUCUUUCCACCUUGAUAGGAUUCACUAUUGUCUAGGCGACUUGAAAUGAAGAGAUUCUGCUUCAGGGGUAGUUGAGAAAGGGAGUAACUGAACACGGUGGAACUUCAUUCCCCCCCCCCCCCCCUCUUUUUUGGAGUAUGUAACCUGAGAAGGAAAAGAUGAUAUCUCAGUUACCCGCAGUAGCUAAACCAAAGUAUUACCUAGAUAAUUAAUUGAUUUAGUUGCGUUACAAACUGCAAGAAAUCGAAGUUUGAUGUCCACCUAAGCUCUACCAAUGCAACUGCUUGGAAGAAACUGAGUUGUUUUUCCAGCUGAAGCCUGAACCAUUAUGUAUGUACAAGUUUGUCAAGAAAAUCUAAGGGGAUGAUCAAGUUUUUGUGUACCGUACGCCCUCAGAAGCUGAGUUUAUCUGAUAUAUUGGCCCGUGUCUUGAAGAAGUUGGAGAUGAGAUUGAAACGAGAACAUCACGCACGUACUGUUCUAUCCUUAUUACAUGCCUCUUUUGCCAGCAACAUCUUUUUUGCUUUCCUUCUAUCCUAUUCUAACCCUUUCACAGUCCC